AUGCUAAGGUUCAAUGUUGUUCUGGGUAUAACAGUUAUCUGUUUUCUACUGCAUCAUGGCUUCACAUUUAUAUUUUAUGUCGUCAUUGCGACUCUUUCCUUUGCUGCUGGUUUCUUUUUAAUGAAUGAACAGCCUGUUGUGCAUUUCCGCAAGAGAGAUCUUUUAUUCUCCAAAGGGAUUCCAAAGGUGACGGCUAUCAUGGAUGCUGAGGGUGUCACGAGACCGAAUAUACGUGUAUCUCCUCAUCAGGACCUGGACUACGUGCUUAACCAGAUUAUGCGAAAUUAUUUUUUGAUGUUGAGGCUGAGACAGAGAAAAGUAUAUGUCACGAAGAAAUCUGUAAUUCUGAAGAUCGGGAAAAAGACCAUCUUCGUUUGCUAA
Schistosoma haematobium is the source of this 381-nucleotide messenger RNA. Its product is annotated as sorting nexin 13. The transcript is spliced from 4 exons. The record is from RefSeq and is a predicted model, not a curated record. NCBI's taxonomy places the organism in Eukaryota, Metazoa, Platyhelminthes, Trematoda, Strigeidida, Schistosomatidae. The coding region runs from base 1 to 381 and encodes 126 amino acids.